AUCUUCGCCGGGCAGAAUGUUUAGUCGGUGGCUGUCGGCGGAGCAGUGGACGACGAUACCUCGAGGUCGUUUGGUUUAAUUUUGGAAGAUUUUUUGGUUGAGAGUGACUCUCGGGACGAGUUUAGUGCGAGGAAGAUCCGCUUCGAAGGUCUUUACCAUACAUUUGGAACUUUCCGGGUUGGAGAAAGCAGCUUGUCUUAGGUGGCUGGAUUUCGAAGAAAUCGAAGAAUUAGUGAUUUCUGCAAAAGUCUCGGAUGAAGUACUAACGAGGAAGCCUUGAAGAAGAGAGUUGUUCUACUAGUGAUGCUCGACGGAAAUCCGACAAAGACGUGGUUGGAAAGUAAUUAUCGCAGCACGUGACGACGUUUCCGGGAUUUUUUUUUAAAGAAAGUACAAUACAAUUCAGUGCCGAGUGAGGAGUUCGUGAGCAAUUGACGAAUUUGGAGCACGUCGACGCAUCGAAAGUCUUGCUGUAGCGAGCUUGACUUUGUUCAAAUAAGCGUGUCGCCUGAGAAGAAGCAGCAACAAAGUAACGAUGGAUAAAUUAUUCAUGUUGGUCCUGGUGGCGCUUUUCUCAAUCGUGUGCGCCCUCAACAACGACAACAUCGACAUCCACGUGAACGUCGAUCCCGACUCGAAGGCCUACCACCAGUUCAAGACGCGCGAGGGUUCGUUCAACUAUGGCUACAACGUGGCCAAGAAGAUGUUCAACCAGUUCCAGCACAAGGUUCGCGGCCCGGACGACGUCACGUACGGCUGUUACGGGUUCGUGGAUCCGGAGAACGGCACCCAUUUGUACCACUACGUGUCGGACUUGAAGGGCUACCGGGUGGUGGCACCGAACAAGACGACCAAGAUCUACCGCCAGCGGGUUACCGAUAGUGUAAAGCAACUGCUCAACGCCGUCGAAGAGAGCAUUCCCUGGGAGCGACUGUACUUCCCGGAAGUUUGCCGCCAUCUGUACAUCAGUCAGAAGGAGUCUAACCAGUUCUCCAUCCCGGAAGGGUACGACGUAGAUGAUUACGGUUCGUUGGUGGCUUCGACGCCGAAACCCAAAUUGGUAACCCCGGCUCCACCGGCAUCGGUUACCAUUCCGCGAGUGGUUCCAGUUACGGUCAAGGCUCCAGCCCGACUCACUCCUCCGCCGCUAGCCACCAGCAGACCAACGGCACGUCGGACGGCCGCUCCACAAACUCCGGCACCUCCGAGAAAUAACAACAACAACAACUUCAACGUGCCAUCCGGGUCGGUGACGAUCUUCCAAGGAUCAACUCCUCUCAGGGUAUCUCCGACGACCCCCAGACCGACUCAACUGUCGCCGGUGUCGCCAGCCGCGCAGAGUCCGUCGUUCGUCCAGAUUGCUCCAUCCGCUCCGUUCGGUUCGCCAUCUCCAGUUUCUCAAGCGACGACUCCCAGAAGCACUCGAGUACCGCUGGGAACACCUGCGCCUAGAUUCCCGGUCAAUGACUACCCGUCGAAAAUUGUUCAGAAACCGAUCGAAAUCGUUCCAAAUCUGAAACCCGGUGUUGUGUCCCGAAGGCCUCAGGACAACAACAUUCUGAACCUGGCUACGACGCAGUCGGAAACCGUGUUGAUUCCCAACCUUGACAACCAGGUUGAUCUGGUCGCGAUCGGUCAGGACAUCCAGGAGGUCAAGGCCACCCUGAAGAAGCUCUUCCAGCACAUCCUGUCCCGAAACGCCGAUUGCAACGUCCCGGCUGCCGCAGCUCCCCCAACUCCAUCCUACGACCAGCGAGUGGUUCCUGGGGCAGGUCCGGCCACCGGUGGUUCCCAGGUGACGGCCUUUCUACCACUCAUCGUGACAGAUUUCUAUCCCGGAGCGGGCUCGCCAUCGUCCGCCGGAGCACCUCUUGACCUGCGGGUAGGUGGAGUCCCUAGUUCUCCAGCCGUUCCGGCUGCGGGUCAUCCGCUGGGAGCGUUGAAGCUGGCCCUUCCCGCUUACCCGGCGUCCGCGUACCAUGCACCGCCGCAGUGUCCCGUGUGUCGAAGUGAUAGUGGCAAAAAGUGAAGGAAAAAAAAUGUGAAAUAAAUUAUUAUUAAAUGUA
This is a messenger RNA of Culex pipiens pallens (northern house mosquito), 2066 nucleotides long. Its product is annotated as proteoglycan 4-like. NCBI's taxonomy places the organism in Eukaryota, Metazoa, Arthropoda, Insecta, Diptera, Culicidae. Bases 536 to 2029 code for a protein of 497 amino acids. The record is from RefSeq and is a predicted model, not a curated record. The transcript is spliced from 5 exons.